Molecule: messenger RNA, 1852 nt
Organism: Vigna unguiculata (cowpea)
Lineage: Eukaryota; Viridiplantae; Streptophyta; Magnoliopsida; Fabales; Fabaceae
Product: tubby-like F-box protein 2
Molecular function (GO): protein binding
Source: RefSeq, a predicted model, not a curated record
ACUGUUCUUUCCUUCUUCAUAUCGGUUAAUCGUGUUUCUCUGUUUUUACUGUUUCUGGAUCCGUAUUCUAGAAGCUUUCUUCUUUUCUCUCACACUUUUGCUCGCGACCUUCUGAACUCUCUCUACCAUUGAUAGGAAUUUUCAUGCUUUUCUUUUUGGAUCAAUGCUCUCUCUUCGUUUUUAUUAUUAUUUUUGGUAUGAAAAUAGAUUCUCGUCUAUUAAGUUGAUUUCAACGACAGAACGUGUUACAUUUUGUAAGGACUGCAGAGUUGAUGAGAGGAUUGGUAAGCCGUGAGAACAUGUUGUUGAGAAGCAUAGUCCGUGAACUCAAGGAGAUGAGAGAUGGAAUAGGAAGCACAUCUAAGCGAAGUGCAGAAAGCAAGCUUCGGCUCAGUCGAACAAAGUCACAUAUUGCUCCAGAUGUUCUUGCAACUACAUUUGAAUUUAUUCAACAGGGACAAUGGGCAAAUCUUCCACAAGAAUUGCUUUUUGACAUAAUCCAGAGGGUUGAAGAGAGUGAAACAUCUUGGCCUGACCGAGCUGUUGUUGUCUUCUGUGCUUCUGUAUGUAAAUCUUGGAGGUCGAUUACAAAAGAGAUUGUCAAGACUCCUGAACAAUGUGGAAGGAUCACAUUUCCUAUUUCAUUGAAGCAGCCUGGUCCACGUGAUUCUCCAAUACAAUGCUUUAUAAGGAGGAACAAAGAAAGUUCUACAUAUCUCUUGUACUUUGGUCUGGUACCAUCAGAGAAUGACAAUAACAAGUUGUUAUUAGCGGCCAAAAGGAUAAGAAGGGCAACAGGCACUGAUUUUAUCAUAUCCUUGGCCACAGAUGAUUUUUCUCGAGCCAGCAAUAAAUAUGUUGGUAAACUGAGGUCCAAUUUUUUGGGUACCAAGUUCACCAUAUAUGACAGCCAACCUCCCCAUGAUGCUGCAAUUCAACAAAAUUGUCAAUCUAGUAGAAGAUUUCAUUCUAAGCAGGUGUCACCAAGAGUUCCAGCUUGUAGCUAUCUUGUUAGCACAGUUUCCUACGAGCUGAACGUCCUUUGCACUAGAGGGCCGAGAAGAAUGCAUUGUGUCAUGAACUCUAUUCCCGUCUCAGCAAUUCAGGAAGGGGGCAACGCCCCAACUCCGACUUCUUUCCCUCAAAUAUUUGAUGAACCUUUUUCUCCAUCACCAGCAGCGAAAGAAAAAGUUCCAGUCCCCGAUUUAAACUCUGCAAGCUUAUCAGAGCCACUAAUAUCGACCCAAGUUUCAACUGAGCAAUUAGAACUGAAAAACAAGGCUCCACGAUGGCAUGAGCAGCUACAGUGCUGGUGCCUAAAUUUCAAGGGCCGUGUGUCUGUGGCUUCUGUUAAAAACUUUCAGCUUGUAGCUGCUGUUGAUCCAUCUCAUAACGUUUCUGCUGAGGAGCAAGACAAGGUAAUCCUGCAAUUUGGAAAGAUUGGAAAAGACAUAUUCACCAUGGAUUACCGUUAUCCGCUCUCUACCUUCCAAGCCUUUGCCAUCUGCUUGAGUAGCUUUGACACUAAACCAGCCUGUGAAUGAGAUUCAUCACUUCAACUUGAUCAUCAUCUGCUGAGUUGUUGAUUGUCAAUCAUGGUGGCAUGCAGCUGAAAUUUAGCUGUUCAGCCUGUGGUAACCUUCCCUUGGAUCGGUUGUUGAUUCUGGAAUUUGUUCAAUUUGUUAUCUCCUGGUCGCCUAAAAUGAAAUUGUAUGAAGUUUAACGAUUUGUGUAAUAUAUGGUCGGGGUAUUCCUCCCUCACAAAUGUUUUGAUUUGUUUAAAGAGCUUAAUGGCCAUGCCUUAUUAAUAUAAACAACAUUACACUAUCAAUCAAUCGAUCCGAAAUUUGCA